AAGAGAGCCGGCGCGCCGGGAACCGCCGAGGUGCUCCGAGGGGGCCUGGGCGCUCAAGGUGAGACGGCACGGGCUCGCGGGGCUCCGAUGGGGUAGCUGUCCAGUCCGUGGCCAGGCUGGACUCCUGCGGCCGCGCGAACGGCCGAAACGGCAACUCUGCUUCUACAGAUCUGCUGCGGCUGGGGAGGGGGCAGAAGAGGGGGAGAGGGCGCGCUCCCCAAAUCCUCUCCACGCGGGCGGAUCUGGGCUCUAAGACCAAGAGCAUCGGUCAGUCAACGCCUGCAGACCAGGCCAGGCAUUCCAGCAAGUCGUCCGUCCUAAGAUCCUUUCAGAGUCCUCGGGGAGACCCACCCCCCGGAGCUCCUCGUGAGACCUCGGGGUCUCACCGCCCUCGAGCCCCUCCCGCGCCCCGCCGGAUCCCGGAUUGCUCCGCUAGGGACGUUCCACCAGGAGGAGGCGAGCGGCUCGGGCGGCCAGGCACGCAUUGUUUAGAAGGGGCGAAGCUAGCGUCGAAGUGUAUGUUUCAGAUUCAAUUAAACAUGAACAUUCAUGCUUUGGAGACUCCAACUAUUGGAAGAGGCUUUCUGAAAAUUUUGUGAAAGCACUAAAAAUUGACAAGAGCAUCCACCUCCCCCGAACAGCCCUCCCAAAAUGGCUGCUUUUGGACACACAUUCCCCUUCUACACUGGCCCCAAGCCGACCUUCCCAACGGACACCACCUUGGCCGUCAUCACUGCCAUCUUUCUGACUUCACUGGUUACCUUCAUCAUUAUCCUGCCGGGCAUUCGGGGCAAGAUGAGGCUGUUCUGGAUGCUGCGAGUAGUGACCAGCCUGUUCAUUGGAGCUGUGAUCCUCGCUGUGAAUUUCAGUUCUGAGUGGUCUGUGGGCCAGGUCAGCACCAACACAUCAUACAAGGCCUUCAGUUUCGAACGGGUCAGCGCCGACGUUGGGCUGCGGAUUGGGCUGGGAGGAGUCAACAUCACGUUCACAGGGACCCCAGUGCAGCAGCUGAACGAGACCAUCGAUUACAACGAGCAGUUCACCUGGCGCCUGGGGGAGAGCUACGCCGAGGAGUAUGCAAAGGCACUGGAGAAGGGGCUGCCGGACCCCGUGCUCUACCUGGCGGAGAAGUUCACCCCACACAGCCCAUGUGGCCUGCACAGCCAGUACCGCCUGGCGGGACACUACACCUCGGCCACACUGUGGGUGGCAUUCCUCUGCUGGCUGCUGGCCAAUGUGAUGCUGUCCAUGCCUGUGCUGCUCUACGGUGGCCACAUGCUGCUGGCCACAGGCGUCUUCCAGCUGUCAGGACUGCUGUUCUUCUCCAUGGCCACAUCACUCACCCCGCCCUGCCCCCUGCGCCUGGGUACUGCCACACUGCACACUCACCGUGGGCCUGCCUUCUGGAUCACGUUGGCCACAGGACUGCUUUGUAUGCUGCUGGGCCUGGCCAUGGUGGUGGCCCACAGGAUGCAGCCCCACAGGCUGAAGGCUUUCUUCAGGCAGAAUAUGGGAGAGGACCCUGUGCUGGAGUGGAAUCCUGAGGAAGGCGGACUCCUGAGCCCUCGCUACCGGUCCACAGUGGAGAGCCCCGAGCCCCGGGACAUUCCUCUGUCAGAGGCUUCCUCCGAGGCACCCUGUGAGGAUCCUCACUGUGCCCUGUAAAGAUCUUCUUGGUGGCCACCUGGACUUCCAGUCUGGCUCCAGACUUCACUGGAACCCAAAAAAAAACCCCACCAGGACUGCCUGCAGGAUGGAUUGUAUCAGGUUCCCAGCCCCAAUCUGUAGGUGGAGUAGGAAAAGAGGCUCUACCUAUUAAUGUUAAAAAGUGAAACAAAACAAAAAGCCCUAAGGCAGACAUUGGGGCUGCCCAUAAACCCUGCUGUCAUGAUUAAGACCAACCAGGGGCUGCCCUUGUUUCUGCCCAGCAACCCUGCCCUCCCUUGGCGCUCUGCCUCUUCAAGGUGCCAUUUACUGAAACCCAGCUUCACCCACAUAAUGACAUAUGUGGGGGGGGGGAGGGGUUUACAAUGUGAUUCUCCUAUGGUCCCUCUGCAUCUCUUUUCCUUUUUCCUGGGUCCUUUACUUCCCCAGCUUGUGUGAUCCCUUGGUACAACGAAAGUACUGUGAGGGAGAAGAGACCAAACUUCUUGUCUUAGAUCUAAUAUUAACCGAUUGUGCCACAUUCUCUCUGAGCUUCAGUUCUCAAAUUUGCCAAAUAAGAUUGUAGAAUUUGCCAAGGACCACCCCCCCCCCCCCAAAAAAAAAUCCCUGGAUUUACGUCUUUAUGCCUUGCUGGCAUCCAUCCACCUUGGCCUUCAGACGCUACCCCUUUAAUAAAUAAACUGAAGUCAGGGAA
Hippopotamus amphibius kiboko is the source of this 2359-nucleotide messenger RNA. It is a transcript of the gene DUOXA1, whose product is annotated as dual oxidase maturation factor 1. NCBI's taxonomy places the organism in Eukaryota, Metazoa, Chordata, Mammalia, Artiodactyla, Hippopotamidae. Gene Ontology annotation, biological process: protein transport. Gene Ontology annotation, cellular component: endoplasmic reticulum membrane. Bases 652 to 1665 code for a protein of 337 amino acids. The transcript is spliced from 9 exons. The record is from RefSeq and is a predicted model, not a curated record.